UCAUCUUGGUUUUUGUUUUGCUUUUUAACUGGCACGUCAUUGCCGGUGGUGAAGUCAAACGAUGUCCGUGUGGUAGUUCUUCUGUAUUUUGUACCAAGUUGUAACUCUCGAGGGACAGUUUGUCACCCGUAAUAUUUUUCACGAUGGUUUUGUUGACAAUGAUUGCGAGGGUGUCUGAUGGUUUGCCCUUGUCAGCUUCUGUUCAAGAUGAGCAGCAGUUGAAACCAAGCACCACAGAUUACCAAAACCAAGCCAAAAGACUUUUCAAGACACUAAAUGAUCAGUCCCUCGAAAAGGCAACGAUUGAGACUGGACCUUACAACUUCCACUAUCUCAUUGAAAAGGGAGUCUGUUACCUGGUGCUCACAGAGAAGUCUUUCUCGAAGAGACUGGCAUUCUCUUUCCUUGAAGACAUUCAGGGGGAAUUUAACUCCCAGUACGGGUCAAAAGUAGCAACAGUAAAUAGACCUUACGGGUGCAUAGAGUUUGACAACUACAUCCAGAAGACAAAGAAGAAUUACAUGGAUUCCAGAGCUCGAAGAAACCUUUCCAACUUGAACUCUGAGCUCCAGGAUGUGCAAUGGAUAAUGGUGCAGAAUAUUGACGAUGUCCUUCAAAGAGGAUCUGUAAUCUCAGAGUUGGACAGCAAAGCGAGUAACCUGUCUCUUCUAUCCCAGAAGUACAAGAAGGAUGCCAGAUACCUCAACUUGAGGUCAACAUAUGCAAAGUUGGCAGCUGUAGCUGUAAUUGUGUUUGUAGGUUUCCUGUACUUCUACAUAUUUUGAAGACCUUCCAUUAGUGACGCUGGUUCUGCACGAGCAUUACAGCCUUUGGUUACGGACUGCAGCAUUUUACUGGACUGUACCAUAACCUGUAAAUAUGGUUUCUAUUAAAAUAUGCUUUUGUAUAUCUA
Molecule: messenger RNA, 913 nt
Organism: Ornithodoros turicata
Lineage: Eukaryota; Metazoa; Arthropoda; Arachnida; Ixodida; Argasidae
Gene: Sec22
Product: vesicle-trafficking protein SEC22b-like
Exons: 5
Coding region: 144-785 (213 amino acids)
Biological process (GO): retrograde vesicle-mediated transport, Golgi to endoplasmic reticulum; endoplasmic reticulum to Golgi vesicle-mediated transport; vesicle fusion with Golgi apparatus
Cellular component (GO): Golgi membrane; endoplasmic reticulum membrane; ER to Golgi transport vesicle membrane
Molecular function (GO): SNAP receptor activity
Source: RefSeq, a predicted model, not a curated record